Molecule: messenger RNA, 4142 nt
Organism: Meriones unguiculatus (Mongolian gerbil)
Lineage: Eukaryota; Metazoa; Chordata; Mammalia; Rodentia; Muridae
Gene: Pus10
Product: pseudouridine synthase 10
Exons: 17
Coding region: 1385-3034 (549 amino acids)
Biological process (GO): tRNA pseudouridine synthesis
Molecular function (GO): RNA binding; pseudouridine synthase activity
Source: RefSeq, a predicted model, not a curated record
UCCUCUUUUAAAUGGUAACCUGAUUGAGGCGUUAUUGGAUUACUGCCGGGUGAAAAUGGUAUUGAGUCGUUUUACAGCUCUGUACUUUAUUAACUUUCUCUCGGGGGUUUUGUUUGUUUGUUUGUUUGACCUUACCAAGUCACUCAGCAUGAUAGCAUUGGCAAUUCUUAACAGGUUUGGGAACUUUUCAGAGCCUGCAGAUUGUGUGGUGUUAUUUAUUGGCUUUGCAAUGAUACCUUUAUUCUAGUGAACUAUGAAGAAAUAUAGCAUUCAGUCUUUAAGCCAGAAGGAAGAGUCUAAUUUUGCAUGUUGUCAAUUAAAUCCAGAGGGGAGACUUCCCUCUGAGGUGUUCUUUUAAAGAGUUUACUGAUGUGGGUUUUUUGUUUGUUUGUUUGUUUGUUUUAGAGACGAUGUAUUUAUUUCUCUUUUUGAUUUAGAAGUUAUCUGUAUUGAAUCAAAAGCUUGAUGUUAAUUAAUGGAAAAAAGAAAAUAACUAGUAAAGUUUCUCUGUUAGGGGACUACAAGGAUAUCUCCUUCCCCCCUCCUCUCUAAACUCUUAACUCUGUAAGUAGCCCAGGUUGUCCAUGAACUCAAGAUGAUCCUCUUGCUUCGGUCUCUUGUGUACUGAAAUUACAAAUGUGGGCUACUACACCUUGAAUUUUACAUAAUUACUUUAGCUCCUCAUAGAAGCUUUACUUGACAUUAAACUAGCAGGUUAAGUGAGCUGGUAGAGGGGAUUCAGACACUGAAGUAAGUACUUGACCACACAGACUUUUGUGACCCUUCCUUCUUUCCUUCCUUCUUUCCUUCCUCCCUCACUCCUUCCUUCCUUUUGUCCUCAUAUUUUAAGUUCUUUCUUGAAAGGUUUACACAGGCAACCCUGAGUGGUCCCCAGCCCUGGUAUCUGAAAGUUCUUAAUGUCAUGUCCAGAGCAAGCUUGGCUUUCUUUGUUCCUCACCCCUGGAACCCACAUACUCACAUAGUCAAGUUCAUAUUUUAUAACAUAGAUGCGACAAGCAUUAUUGAAGAGUACAAAAUGGAGUUUUUCAAAUGAAAGCUAGUCUUUCUUCCUUCCCUUCCUUCCUUCCUUCCUUCCUUGUUUCCUUCCUUGUUUCCUUCCUUCCUUCCUUCCUUCCUUCCUCUUCUGAAACAGAGUUUCUCUGUGUAGCUUUGGCUGUGCUGGACUUACUUUGUAGACCAGGCUGGCCUCAAACUCACAGAGAUCACCUGCCUUUGCCUUCUAGAGCUCUGGGAUUCCAGGCAUAUGCUAUGGAGCCAACUGCUAGCUUUUCUUCUUAAGGACAUAUUUGUGUGUAGCUGUAAAAUGCUGAAACUGCUCAUUUAGUUUUUCUUUCUUUCUUCUAGCUAUAAUUAAUUAUUCAGUAUGUUUCCAUUGACUGAGGAAAACAAACACGUGGCCAAGUUAUUGUUCAGUUCUGGUACCUGUCCAAGAUGUAUCUUCAGAUUCUGUGGUGUGGAUCUUCAUACACCUUACAAAUGCCCAACCAAGGAGUUGUUCGAUGAUCUACAAAAAUUUCUAGAACCUGAAAAAGAUGAAUUAAUUUUGGAAGCUUCAAACCCACCACUCAAGAAAAUCCGUCUACAGGAAGAUGGGCUCGAUAAUUGGAGUGCAAAUUGUAAGGAGGGAGUCUCCGUUGCUGAAGGUGAAAGCGUGGCCGCUAAGCCUUCAAAUUUGAGUGUGUGCAAUGUUUGCUUAGGAAUUCUUCAGGGAUUCUGCGAAAAAGAGUAUGUUACAAAGGUGUGCCAAAAGGUUGAAGCCUCUGGAUUUGAAUUCACCAGCGUGGUUUUGUCAGUCUCCUUCCCACCGCAGCUGUCAGUGAGAGAGCAUGCUGCAUGGUUGUUGGUAAAACAGGAAACGGGGAAGCAGAGCCUGUCUCUGGGAAGGAAUGAUGUAGUCCAGCUGAAAGAAGCCUACAAAUGGAUAACUCAGCCCCUGUUUUCUGAGGAGCUGGGAGUUCCCGUUGAUGGAAAGAGCCUGUUUGAAGUGAGUGUGGUCUUUGCUCACCCAGAAACAGUUGAGGAUUGCCACUUCCUAGGUGAAGUGUGCCGGGAUUGCUUCAAACCAGCCAAAAACAAGCAGUCAGUAUUCACCAGAAUGGCAGUUUUGAAGGCUUUGAAUAAAAUAAAAGAAGAAGACUUCCUCGCGCACUUUCCUUGUCCUCCAAACUCACCAAAGACUGUAUGCUCUGACCCUGAAAUUGAAUGUUCUCAUGGUGCUGUUUUUGUUGCUGGUAGAUAUAACAAAUACUCCAGGAAUCUACCACAAACUCCAUGGAUAAUUGAUGGAGAAAGGAAAAUGGAAUCUUCAGUGGAAGAGUUAAUUUCAGAUCACCUCUUGGCAGUUUUCAAAGCAGAGAGUUUUAAUUUCUCAUCCUCCGGAAGAGAAGAUGUAGAUGUGAGAACAUUAGGCAAUGGAAGGCCCUUUGCGGUUGAGCUGCUGAAUCCUCACAGAGUGCGGUUCACUUCGCAAGAAAUUAAGGAGCUCCAGCAGAAAAUUAAUAAAUCAUCUGACAAAAUCCAGGUACGGGAUUUGCAGCUUGUUACGAGAGAGGCAAUAGGGCACAUGAAGGAAGGUGAAGAAGAAAAGACCAAGACCUACAGUGCCUUGAUAUGGACGAAUAAAGCCAUACAGAAGAAGGACAUAGGGUUCCUAAACGACCUAAAGGACCUAAACAUUGACCAGAAAACGCCUCUCCGAGUCCUCCACCGAAGGCCUUUGGCCGUGAGAAAGCGGGCCAUUCACUCUAUGGAGACACACUACCUGGAUGAGCAUCAUUUUCGUCUGUACUUGAAGACCCAGGCUGGAACCUACAUUAAAGAAUUCGUGCACGGAGACUUCGGGAGAACCCAGCCGAACAUUGGCUCCCUGAUGAAUGUGACCGCAGACAUUCUUGAGCUGGAUGUGGAGGUGAGAAGAGACUGCUGGCUCUCCUGGACCAGAGUUACAGAUGGUUGUGAACCACUAUGUGGGUGCUGGGAAUGGAACCCAGGUCCUCUGGAAGAUAACCACUGAGCAUCUCUCCAGCCCUCUCCAGGGAAAAAUUAUCUUUGGAAUUCUUUUUUAAAAACAAACAAACAAACAAAACAAACAGCAACAAACCAGGAUUCCAUUUGUGAUACUUGCAGGUUACAUGGCUAAUUUACUAAUUGGUAUCAGGUUCUGUCAUUUACUGAUUUAUCUCUGGUGUCAGAUUAAAGCCUUAAACAAGGAAACAAAGUUGUAGCUGUGCCUCAUGCAUCCUUCCAAAUGCUUGGGUUGUGUUUUAUAAGACUUUUGGAGCUGGCCAUGUGGAUGCAUGCCUUUACUCCCAGCCCUGUAGAGGCAGAGGCUGGUGGAUGUCUGGGCUCAUGCUCUACAGAGUUCCAGAGCAGCCAGGGCAGUAUGGAAUACCCUCCCUCAAAAAGGGAGUGGGAGCCGGAAACCAAAAACCAAACCAAACCAAAACCAAAAAAAGGUAGUGGAGUGUUGGAUUUUAUGGCUGCGUUUAGCUCAUCUCAGUAAUGGCAGUUGCUGCCAGGGCACCACUAAAUUCAGUCCCUGGGAUCCACACAGGAGAAGCACAUCUCUGAGUUCAUAGCCAGCGUGGUCUACAGAGCAAAUUCUAAGACAGCCAGGGCUACACAGAGAAACCUUGUCUUAAAAAAACAAAACAAAAAAUUAUAAAGAAAAAAUGGCUUUUCCAGGCUAUAUUACAAAUUGUGCUCCUAGGCAAAAUCUGAUUAGAAAUUUAAUUCCUGCCUAACCUCACCAAAAGUCCUAAAAGAGUCAUUUUACCAAGGUAUGAGAAAUGGACACACACCAGAUAUGGAAACAGCUAUGGCAGUCAAAGUCAUGUUGACUUAAUGUGCUCUCAUUUCUCAAGUCCUUAGAUUGUAUAUGGCUCCCGUGGGGCACCAGGAUCCACUGUCCAGAUUGUAGGAGCCUAGUGAGGCCAACGUCAGGAAGCAGCUUAGUGUUGCCAGCCACACUUGCUUUUUUUUUUUUUUAAUUUGACUAUCCAAUUCCCUGAAAGCAUAUGUACAAAUAACAUUGCACAGACCGGACAGGUUAUAUCUAGGAACUACAUAUGUAUAUAGAUAUGUGUGUGUGUGUGUGUGUGUGUGUGUGUGUGUGUGUGUGU